GCGUGAUGAUGAUGAGUCGGGGGGUGCUCAUGUUCUUUGCCGGGAACAUGUGAUAGCUGGCGUGUGUCUUAAAGGCACGGGGGCGCGGAAGUGCCGCCAGCUUGUCCAUGUUGAGGCCGCCGACACAAAAUUCCUUCUCAAUCCAGGGCACCUCGUCCAUCAUGUGGCGCUCGGGCUGUUCCCCAUCGUUCAGAAUCAGACUCAGCAUGUGCUGGGUCAUCGUGAACCAUCUCUCUCUCUCCCUCUCUCUCUCUCUCUCUCUCUCUCUCUCUCUGUCUCUCUCUCUCUCUCUCUCUCUCUCUCUCUCUCUCUCUCUAAAUCUCUCUCUCUCUCUGUCUCUCUCUCUCUGUCUCUCUCUGUCUCUCUCUGUGUGUCUCUCUCUCUCUCUCUCUCUCUCUCUCUCUCUCUCUAAAUCUCUCUCUCUCUCUCUAAAUCUCUCUCUCUCUAAAUCUCUCUCUAAAUCUCUCUCUCUCUCUCUAAAUCUCUCUCUCUCUCUCUCUCUAAAUCUCUCUCUCUCUAAAUCUCUCUCUCUCUAA
Messenger RNA from Monosiga brevicollis MX1, 536 nucleotides. RefSeq lists its product as uncharacterized. The transcript has 2 exons. Lineage: Eukaryota; Choanoflagellata; Craspedida; Salpingoecidae. Bases 108 to 536 code for a protein of 142 amino acids. The record is from RefSeq and is a predicted model, not a curated record.